AUGAGCAUUGAUGAUCAUAUUUAUGCUAUUGCAUCUAUAUUCGAGACGAUAAGCUCACCAGUAGACAAACAACAUUGGUAUCUCUCACCAGAGUAUCAUGCAACAGAGUUCAUCUAUGCCAAUGUAUCCUACUUGAUGUUGAUCUAUUUUGCAUAUAUAUUGAUACUUAGAGGAAAGAGUACUAUACCUGUCAAGGGAGUACAGAAGCAUCAUAUUAUAUGCACAUUGGUCGGUAUCGUAUUGUUGAUCAAUGUUGCACUAAAUAUCUACUACAAACCAAACAAGAUGUUUGGUAACAGGAACUAUUAUUACAUGUUACAACCAUGUCAUGUGCUCAGCGUCAUCUAUGCCUACCUCCUGCUCACCAACGAUGCCAUGAAGAACACCAAGUUGUUCAAAGUCACCAUCCAUUAUGUCUUCUUUACAGUGUCUGCAUUGGCAUUCCCAGACUUGACAGACUUGGACCAGCCAUUUGAAUGCCACAACUUCUUCAUUCAACAUUAUGCAUUGUUGAUUGCACCAUUCUUGAUCCAGAUUUAUAAGACACCGGUGGAGUUUAGUGCAGGUUAUGCUCUGUUUUCAAGUGGAUUGAUCUUGAUGAUCCAUCACACUUUGUUCCAGGUGUGCGCCUUUAUCAGCGGUAUCAACCUCAACUAUAUGUUGUACCCACCACCCCUUGGCUUCGACCUGAACGACGCCGUCCAGUACUUGAGCAGUGGCUACCUGGCCGCCACACACUACCGUCUUAUCCUCGGACCAAUCUGCACGGCCGUCUCCUUCCCAAUGUCCUACCUGAUCAUCAAGGUUGGCAACCUCAUCUCCAGCGGUGUCUAUGGUUUCAAGCCAAAGCACUAUGAGAUGAAGUCUUCCAAAAAGGUCAACUAA
This is a messenger RNA of Acytostelium subglobosum LB1, 885 nucleotides long. RefSeq lists its product as hypothetical. Lineage: Eukaryota; Evosea; Eumycetozoa; Acytosteliales; Acytosteliaceae. Bases 1 to 885 code for a protein of 294 amino acids. The transcript has 3 exons. The record is from RefSeq and is a predicted model, not a curated record.